AUGCCCCAGGACACCCAGGCAGGAAAGACCCAGUCUGGCCAGAGCUCUGAGGUGGUGGUCUAUGAGCAGCUUGAUGAUGGCAAGAAGCCCCACCAGUACUUGGAAUGUGGGAAGAGUUUCCCCACGAGCUACCACCUGAUCAUCCACCAGAGGAUGCACACCAGGGAACGGCCCCAUGAGUGUGGGGAAUGUGGGAAGAGCUUCAGGUUCAGCUCCCACCUGAUCAUCCACCAGAGGAUCCACACCAAUGAACGGCCCUAUCAAUGUGGAGAAUGUGGGAAAGGCUUCAGGAGGAGCUCCAGCCUGAAACUCCACCAGAUGAUCCACACUGGGAUACGACCCUUUGUGUGUGGAGAAUGUGGGAAGGGCUUCCGUCACAGCUCUUGCCUGAUCAUCCACCAGACAGUGCAAACUGGGGAAUGCCCCUACAUGUGCUCAGUGUGUGGGAAGAGCUUCAUCAAGAACUCCAGCCUGAUUCUGCACCAGAGAAUCCACACUGGGGAGAGGCCUUACAAGUGUGGAGAAUGUGGGAAGAGCUUCAGCCAGAACUCCAGCCUGAUUGCCCACCAGAGGAUCUGCAGUGGGGACAGGCCAUAUGAGUGUUCUGAGUGUGGGGAGAGGUUUUUCAGAGCCAAUACUACACCGAGCUUUCGCACGGGGAAGGCAGUGAAGCAGAGGCUGGCUCACGCGGAGGAACCGGCCCCCCCGCUGGAGCUGACAGUGAAACUGGAGCCGGCUCGAGCGGAGCCGGCUCACGCGGAGGAAGCAGCCCCCCCGCCGAAGCCGUAA
This is a messenger RNA of Melospiza georgiana, 789 nucleotides long. Its product is annotated as zinc finger protein 239-like. The transcript is spliced from 3 exons. The record is from RefSeq and is a predicted model, not a curated record. The coding region runs from base 1 to 789 and encodes 262 amino acids. Lineage: Eukaryota; Metazoa; Chordata; Aves; Passeriformes; Passerellidae. Gene Ontology annotation, biological process: regulation of transcription by RNA polymerase II. Gene Ontology annotation, molecular function: RNA polymerase II cis-regulatory region sequence-specific DNA binding; DNA-binding transcription factor activity, RNA polymerase II-specific.